Molecule: messenger RNA, 1047 nt
Organism: Microdochium trichocladiopsis
Lineage: Eukaryota; Fungi; Ascomycota; Sordariomycetes; Xylariales; Microdochiaceae
Exons: 1
Coding region: 1-1047 (348 amino acids)
Source: RefSeq, a predicted model, not a curated record
AUGCCGCUUCUCUACGGAGAAGGAAGCAGAGCCUUCGGACGGCUGCUGGAAGAGAUAAUGAGGAGAUCUGACGAUCAGUCAAUCUUUGCAUAUGGCGACCUGAUUGAUGACGACAACGAAGACGCAUCUGUUCCUCAUGACAUUGAUGCAGCAACUGGAAUGGAAGUCCCUGCCUCUGCCGCGAAGGCAUGUCUGCCGGACACCCCAGCCGCCUUCCGGAGUUCGGACGACAUCUCAUGGUACGGAAGUCGCUCGGGCAAGCAUUUCUACUGGACCCAAAAAGGUAUCGUCAUUAACCAGCCCAGCAUCGCUCUGCCAUCAGGCGAACUGCUUGCACCGAUCGCCUGCAGCGUGGCAGAUGGGACAAGGCACCAGCGGUUGGACACCAGGAGGCUAUGCCUGAUUCUUGACGCCGGUUUCGAAAGCGGCGACGUGGUGUUUUGGAGAAGAGGCGCAUCCCUGACACUUGUUACACAGCGGUAUCUCGAUCGCUUCAUGCGCCACCGCGAUAUAUAUUUGUCAACCGUCGAUCAUAAAGUCUUUCCGCACCGCGAGGCCCUCUUGGUUUCUGCCAGUUUCUGGGAGACAUUCUGCAUUCGUAGGACGUAUCCUAACCUUUAUGCUCGACGUGGCCCGAGAGGAGUGACCUAUAUUCAUCUACACUCUCGAUUUCCGAGGGCCCCCUAUACUGAUAACAUAUUUCUCGACUACACGACUCGAGGUUCGCAUCAAUUUGCGCUGCAUAUCCGCUUCCGCUGCAGCGGUGUGGAUAUGCAACCUUUGACACAGCAUGAAUUGACAAGAUCUUCGAUCGACCUUUACCGCGGGUUGAAAAAGAAGGCUCUUUAUGUUUGUCACCAACGGGCGGAUUAUUCCAUGGCCGAGCUCAUGCUGAAUACACCUGAGUACAACGAAGAUAUUUUUCACCGGAUAGCCGACAACGACUACCGACCCACAAUCGCCUGGAAGCCCUGCACGGAUAUUGAUGGUUAUCACAUUGGCCUUGUCAGAUUGCCAGAUCAGCGCUUCAUGCUGGACACCAGUUAG